Molecule: messenger RNA, 2405 nt
Organism: Larimichthys crocea (large yellow croaker)
Lineage: Eukaryota; Metazoa; Chordata; Actinopteri; Sciaenidae
Product: tissue-type plasminogen activator
Exons: 11
Coding region: 595-1980 (461 amino acids)
Biological process (GO): regulation of cell adhesion mediated by integrin; plasminogen activation
Molecular function (GO): serine-type endopeptidase activity
Source: RefSeq, a predicted model, not a curated record
AGUCAGCUGAAACUGAAACUGAGGUCCACUGUGUCCCAGGACCAGCAUUAAGAGUCGACGUCAAACAAUUGAUCAGUUCCAGUGCUGAUUGUGAGAUUAACACACAUUUGAUGACCAAGUUAUGCAGAAUUAAGUGGGCGAAAAACACAGUUUCAAAACACAUUAGACAUCUUGUGACUUCACGUUAAAGACUUCAUGUGGUCAUCAUUUCUACACAUCAGUAUCAGUUUCCCGACCGAUGCUGCCCUGUCACCGGUGAGACUUUGUGAGGUGUCACAGGGUGUGGAAACAUGCACACAUCGUUUUAUAAUUCACACAGAUUUAUUUUAAUCCAGAAUCUGGUAAAUUCGGCGUCUGAACAGCUGACAGCACAGCCUCCAACAUACCAAAGCUACUGAUCCUUGGAAUUAAUGAGGCGGUUAAGUGCUUACUCAUCCUGCAAACAGCUCUUUCUACACGCCGAAUCAAACUCCCUCAGCCAAUCACGACUCUCCCUCCUCCCUGCACGCAGCAGUCAAAAACAGCACGAACCCUCGAGGAGGUUCCCACAGAGCUUUCUGCAAAGCAAGCACGGUCCUGUCGAGAGGCAACACGAUGAAGAUGAAGAGCUUUGGUGUUCUGAUGUGCGUCCUGGCAGCGCUGUGCACGGCUGAGGGCUUGUUGGGGAAAAGAAGAUGGAAGAAAGCUGCUUUCUCCUCCUCCUCUUCAUCGUCUUCGUUCUCCUCCUCCUUUGAAAGUUCAGGUGAGCUCUGUCUUAACGGGGGCACGUCCGUCCCGUCCCUGACCGGCGGUGAACACUUGUUUUGUUUGUGUGCCGACGGUUUUGAGGGGAAUAACUGCGAAAGAGUGAAACGUGGUCACUGCUACGAGGGCGUGGGGCUGUACUACAGAGGCACGGUGUCUAAAUCAGCGAGUGGACGCACAUGUGAGGAGUGGGACUCAGCCACCAGGGAGCUGUACAUGUCCUCAGAUGUCAAUUCAGGGAGGCACAACUUCUGCAGAAAUCUUUACUUCAGACGCCGUCCGUGGUGUAACGUCUGGAGAAACCGGCAGCUGGUGUGGGAGUAUUGUGAUGUUCCACGCUGUAGCUUCGAGUCGCCUCCAGCCCCGCCUUCGCCUGCACCCACUGAUCCCGAGCCAGCUGCGGAGCUGACAUGUGGCCAGCGCAGCAGACGAAAGCUGAUGAAGAUCGUGGGUGGAACAGUUGCCACUGUGGAAUCCCACCCGUGGGUCGCCGCCGUAUUCUGGCGCAGCAGAUCCAAGGAGAAGGUUUUCCGUUGCGGGGGCAGCCUGAUCUCAUCCUGCUGGGUCCUCACAGCUGCCCACUGCUUCGCUGACGGCUCCCACAGCAAAGCUCGCCGCUUCUCCGUCAUCCUGGGGAAAAACUCUCUGAACGAGAGCGAGCCAAGCGUGGAGCAAACGUUCAGGGUGGAGGAGAUCAUCGUCCACGAGGGGUUUGACAACAGCCAGGGGAACUUCAACAAUGACAUUGCCCUGCUGAAGCUGAAGGCCAGAGAUGGGAAGAAGUGCGCAGAGGAGAGCCGCUCGGUGAAGUCCGUCUGCCUGCCGCCGCCUCGGCAGAGCCUCCAGCCCGGCCUCACCUGUGAGAUCGCAGGAUAUGGGAAGGAGCAAUUUGGUCUGUGGUAUAAGUCUCAGUACCUCAGAGAGGCUCAGGUGAACAUUCUCGCAGACGAUGUGUGUCGACACGAAGACUAUUAUGGAAACAUGAUCACUGACAACAUGUUUUGUGCCAGCCGGCCCGACUGGAGCCAGGAUGCUUGCGAGGGAGACUCCGGAGGGCCUCUGGUGUGCGAGGUCGGCGACAGGCUCUUCCUGUUUGGGGUUAUCAGCUGGGGCGACGGCUGCGCAAAAGAGUUCCGACCCGGCGUUUACGCCAGAGUGACCAACUACAAUCGAUGGAUAGAAGAGAAGACGGCGCUGCCAUCCAUCGCCGCAGGCUCCAUGUAUCCUCAGAAGUGAAGACGAAGGAGAGCGAGAAUCUGCAACUUAAACGGCAUAAAGCCAUGAAGCUGCAGCUCAGUUUUCCCAAAAGUUGGAUCUGGAUCAGCCUCUCUCCCUGUGGCGUGGACCACCGGUACGAAAACAGACGACCCUUCAAUGAAAUGAACUGAAUCCAGCCUUAGUCUGGAUAAAAGUGUGGGACCAACCAAUACAGUGCAUGUUGUUUGUUGAUGAUUUAUUCGUCUUUAAUCUGUUUUCUAAAAAGUAACUUCACUCCAUCAGAUGUAGCUUUUGUCUCUGCUGCUUCACGAUGUUUUCCCACAUUUGUUCUGUGGUUUUUGGCACUUCACUGCACUUUAUGCUCAGCUACGAUGUAGAGUUUUAUAUUUUUGUUGAUGUUUUUGUUCAUAUUGUUGAGAAAUAAACUAAUUUUAUACGUUUAU